UGUAUCCUUUUUAUUUUUGUUGGUAGAGAGAAGCCACUCUUUUCUACUACCAUUCUUCAUCAACUUCUCCUCUGCGGCGAACACCUCACUCUCCUUUUUCUUGUACUCUUUCGCUGGAACUAAAAUAUCAAUGUUCUCCAGAGUGAAACAAGAAAAAACAGAAGGACUUUAAAAUCCAAAUAAAUAGGGAGGAAAAGAGGUGAUUUUUGUAGGGUUUUUUGGAUGCUUAGGAGGAAUGCUGUGGAUUGACUGAAUUUGGGGAUUUUUUUUAACUAUUUUAUCCCUGCAUUCUUUGAAGAGGAAAUGGGGAGUUCGGGUGAGUCAAGUGCCAAAGCCAUUGAUGCGUCGGUGGGUGGGCUGGUGUGGGUCCGCAGACGAAAUGGGUCGUGGUGGCCUGGUCGGAUUUUGGGCCCAGAUGAGUUACCUCAGAGUUGUUCUGUUUCACCAAGAUCAGGCACUCCCGUUAAGCUCCUUGGCAGAGAAGAUGCCAGUGUGGACUGGUAUAAUCUUGAAAAAUCUAAACGGGUGAAAGCCUUUCGUUGUGGGGAGUAUGAUGAAUGUAUUGAGAAAGCUAAGGCUGCUGCUGCUAACUCUUCAAGAAAGGCUGUCAAAUAUGCUCGAAGAGAGGAUGCCAUUAUUCAUGCUCUAGAGAUUGAAAGUGCUCGUCUCGGGAAAGACCAUCCAAAUUUUUUCUCAAGAAUAGAUAAAGAAGAUGGAGAGCAUCAUACCAUGGAAGACUCACAUACUUCAUCUAAUCCCCAUGAAGAUGGUAAUGAUUUAGAUGAGGAACUGACUAGUUCUGAAGAUAAUUCAAAUUCUGCUCAAGAAUUAUCUCAAUCUGGUGUAUCAUUUGAGGCGCCAAAUCAUGUAAUUGCUUCUAAUGAGCAACCUGUGUGUGGGAGACGGAGGAGAACACCAAAUGACUCAGAGGAUGAUGGAACUGAGGGAAGUAAGCGCAUGAAAGGACUUGAUGACCUGGGGAUGGGUGUGGUGUCAUCUCUGAAAAGGAAGAGAUCUCAGGUGGCACAUGUUCAUGAUUUUUUAAAGAGAAAGAACCGUCGCCGACCCUUGACAAAGGUUUUGGAGAGUACAGCAAUGGUGUCUGUUCCUAUAAUGUGUGAACAACUUCCUAGUCCAACUGGCUCUACUCUCGCAGGGGUGUCUGAAAGCAAAGUUCAUGGGUUACAAUCUAUAGAGUCUGGGAAAAGUUCCCCGGCUGUACUCAAUAACGACACAGAUAAUAUCUCAGUUACUUGUGGGAAUGGGAAACCAUUUGAUGUAUUUGGCUACGCUCAUGAUUCUUCCCUUUUUAAAUGCAAACAGAAAGAGAGUGAAAUUUCCGGUAUUUUGGGGUUGUCUGAGAAUGGCUCUUCUGACAGGUUGUUUGAUGUGCCUUUAGUUACAGAAGAGAAGCAUUCUGCAGGCUUGUCUCCUAUAAUGUCUUGUACAUCUCAGAAGGCUCAAGGUGGUGUUGGGCCACAGCCUAGCCAGGGCAGCCAAGUUGAAGCUAUGUCGUUUGGGAGUGAGGAGCUUGAUGACUCAGACUCUAUUAGUUCUGGUAGUGACGAUUUCCAAUGUUUCAGCCAGAGGAUGGAGAAAGGAACUUCAAAGUGGCAGUUGAAAGGAAAGAGGAAUUCGAGGCAGACAAGUCGGAAAGUUGGUUGCUAUAAUACUGGUGGUUCCCAUGCUUCAGAGAGUUUGACAUAUCGUUUAAAGUCGAGACCAGCAACAACUACGCCUCAGUCCGAAACAAGAUCCAUAGUGGAUGAGUUGCGAGGUUGGGGCAGGAAUGUUUCUCUCAGAGAGGCUCGUAUGAAGGGGCCAACAGCUGAGCUGCUAGCUCCCCAGAGGUUGCUACCCUAUCGCCAGUCUCGAUAUACAGUUAACCCCAAGUAUGAGUCAUCAGAUUUUUCUCUUAGGCACCACAUAGCUGAUUCUUCACUGUAUGAUGUUAAACUUGAGGUCAAAGCCGGCUAUCGUCCACAGCAUGUUCCAUAUAUCUCUCUAAUGAGCAAAUUGACUGGUCAGCCUAUCAUAGGUCACCCUCUCACAGUUGAAGUCUUGGAUGAUGGCUUUUGUGAUAAUCUGCUAGUCAGUGGAUCUGAGUGCUAUAGCAGCAGCUAUGACUUGGAUGAGGAUCACAGUGAGAACAGCUCAGCUUUGCAAGGUGCAGAUAUGGAUUAUGAAUCCAAGCCAAGUUUGGCGGCCAGGAUAUCGACUAGGCAUCACAUGGUGCAACCUCGUGGUUCACCAACUAAGUCACCCAAGACGAGGAAAAACGGCCUCCUUUCAAAGAAGAUUAGAAAAUUGUCUUCCUUAACUGGUUCUCACCAACAAAAUAAAGAGAAUAAACCUGUAGUAGAGAAGCUUAAAGGCCCUGCAGUAGCUUGUGUCCCCCUGAAAAUAGUGUUCAGUAGGAUAAAUGAAGCAUUAAAUAGCUCAGUACGACCUGCCCACCGUUCUAUUAUACCAAGCAUCGGUUGAAUGAUGCUCCAUUGACCGGAAAGGCCAGAGUAGUGGACUAUGAGGAUUUGUUCUGUAGGAAUUGUGAUUUUUAGCAGCCCAGUCUGGGUUCUCGAGUUGAAUCAUUUUUGUACAAUAACAGGGUGCGAUCACCAUUGUGGAAAAUGUGUUGCUGGGGGAACUCUGCUGAUUGGCUGCUUUGUCUGGUGUAUAUAAUGUAACGUUAGUUGAGGUGUAAAAAUGGUGGUCUGAUUAGGAUUGGUUCAAUUUUUCGACUUUGAUUUAGAGGGUUAAUGACUUUAUGCUUUUUAUAUUUAUGGUACAGAUUGCACUGGCUACUUCAGUGCAUCAUUUAAAAUCUCUUCCCCGUCUAUUUAUUUUGUAUUUUGAGACGUUUAGAACUGAGCCUCAUUUUUGAGAAUGAAAAAGUGCGGAGCUUCUGGCACAUGAGAUCCUAGUCUGUUGUAGAAAGAGGAAUUUCAAGUGUUGGGAAGGGACAUUCUCACUGCAAGAAGCAGUGUCACUUCUAUGUGGUGAGAUGGUCAUGUUAUGAUAUUUGUAUGUAACACAUGGAAUUCAGUUUUGGAUCAACUGGAACUUCUUUAAAUUUAUUGUGAAUUUACUUGCGUCGCUA
This is a messenger RNA of Nicotiana attenuata, 3097 nucleotides long. RefSeq lists its product as uncharacterized. The record is from RefSeq and is a predicted model, not a curated record. The transcript is spliced from 5 exons. The coding region runs from base 304 to 2484 and encodes 726 amino acids. NCBI's taxonomy places the organism in Eukaryota, Viridiplantae, Streptophyta, Magnoliopsida, Solanales, Solanaceae.